Messenger RNA from Dentiscutata heterogama, 346 nucleotides. The record is from the annotation of a GenBank genome assembly. Lineage: Eukaryota; Fungi; Glomeromycota; Glomeromycetes; Diversisporales; Gigasporaceae.
AGUGGGUACAAAUUUUGCUGGACGAAGAUAAAAUACAAAAGUUUGAUUCCUUUGAAUUUGGUGUUUAUUCUGUUGAAUACCGUGGAACAAAAAUUACACUUAAAAGGUUUAUAAUACCUAAAUUUGUUAAUGAGCUAUACCAUCGACGUUUUACCAUUAACUGCCAUGAAAACAUAAUUAAAUUUUUAGGAAUUACAAUAACAUUCCCAGAAAAUAAUUACCUGAUGGUAUUACAGUUUGCAAAUGAUGGCAAUUUGAGGAACCAUUUACAAAGUAAAACGCAUGAAGGUGUUUUUAAAAUCUUAAGGACAGAACUUAUUCAGAUCGCAGAACAAAUUAUUUUCGG